AUCUUCCUCAUUUCCCUCUGACCCUUUCGCCCUAUCACAUUCACUUCUUCAACAUAUCAAUUCUCCGAUUCAAUUCAUCAUUCACGUUGGUGCCGAAUUACCUAGCACGGGCAUUCAUAUUCGCCGAUUCCCUUUUGCGUUCGGCCACACGAACUUUUUGCAAUCUGAGUUGGAACGACGAAACUGAAGGUGGAUUAAUUUUGUCUUCGGAAGAGAGAGAUAUGUAAUUUUAGAAAUCCAUCGAUUUGGAUCCAUCCAGCCACCGCGCGUAGAUGGCGUUGUGCAGACGCUUAUUCCACCGGAAUCCGCCGGACGGGCUUCUUGAGAUCUCCGACAGAGUUUUCGUUUUCAACAGUUGCCUUUCCACCAAUGUCAUGAAAAAUGACGAGUACAAGCUCUACUUGAACAACAUCGUAGCACAACUACACGACCAGUUCCCCGAUGCAUCGUACACGGUGUUCAACUUUCAUGAAAGAGAUCAACGACUUAGCCAAUUUUCAGACAUCUUAACGCAGCACGACGACGUGAUGGUUUUGGAUUACCCUCGUCAAUACGCAGGGUGUCCGUUGUUGCCUCUCAAGAAAAUACGUCAUUUCCUUCGAUUCAGCGAAAGCUGGCUGUCGAUGGAACAACAAAGCGUGUUGUUGAUGCACUGCGAAAGAGGAGGGUGGCAUGUUCUUGCUUUCAUGCUUGCCGGUUUUUUGCUCCAUCGAGGGCAGUAUACUGGGGAGCUGAAGACUCUUGAAGCGAUAUACAAGCUAGCUCCUAAUGAACUUCUGUGUGUUUUUCCCGGUUUGAAUUCGCUCCCUUCACAUCUUAGAUAUCUCCGGUAUGUUUCGAGAAGGAAUUUUGUUGGGGGGUAUUGGACUCCUUCUGCCUCGUCGUCGUUGGAUCUCGAUUGUUUGGUGCUUAGAGCGCUUCCGGUUUGCGAGAGGGGAGAAGGUUGCAGGACGGUUGUGCGUGUUUACGGUAAGGAUCCUUCGAAACCGGGCAACGAAAUGUGUAAGCUUUUGUGUUCGAGUUGGAAGACUGAGAGACUGGUACGCCAGUAUGCACAGGAAGCUGAGUGUGUGUUUGUGAAGGUAGAUCUUAGAUGUCGUGUACAAGGCGAUAUCGUUAUUGAGUGUGUCUACUUGGACGAGGAGUUGUUGGACGAACAGAUGAUCUUCAGAGUGAUGUUCCACACGGGAUUUGUGCCAGAAAAAAUUUUGAUCUUGAAGCGUGACGACGUUGAUAUUUUGUGGGAUGCCAGGGAUCGAUUUCCACGGGAAUUCAAAGCGGUGGUACUCUUUGCGAAUGCGAACACUGUUCCCCCACCUCUCACCGGUGGUGGUGAUCUAAACGAGUCAGGAAGUGCGCGCCACGAAGAAUUUCAUGAGGUGGAAGAGAACUUCGCCGUGGAUGCACCAGAAUGAAAUGGGAAAAUUUGAAAGUACUCCUAUUACAUCCAGAUCGAAGGUAUCUCAUUUAGAUCAUGCAUCAUAGGUUGUGAAAAUUAAAAGAAUAUGGACGUGCUAUCUUAACAACAUUGUAAGGGAUGAGAACCACAAGCAUGGUCAGAAGCUUAAUUCUAAUGACGAUUUCUGUGAAGGUAUGGUUGUGGAUGAUGUGAAAGUACUAGGUGGAUGACAAGAAGGAUAAAUGUUGCCUGGUAAGGUUGAUG
Messenger RNA from Linum tenue, 1663 nucleotides. The record is from the annotation of a GenBank genome assembly. Lineage: Eukaryota; Viridiplantae; Streptophyta; Magnoliopsida; Malpighiales; Linaceae.